AUGCCGGCGAUAAUAUCAGCAAGAGGCAAAGCAAGCCCACUCACAAUCUCUCAAUGGCGUGCUUUGCAGGAAUCAGUCUCCGGACCAACGAACCAUCUAUCACUACUCGAGCAAGCCGAACUUGAUAUAUCACAUGCUUGGAUUUCGUUAGCAACGCCAGAGCAGAUUAACAAAAAGCUCCCACUUCUCGGGGUACCUUUUGCAGUGAAAGACAAUACUGCUGUAGCCGGUUUUCAUACAACAGCCGCAUAUCCAUCUUUCAGCACUGAGCCUGCGAAUACUGACUCAACCGUCGUCGCACGACUGAAAUCUUAUGGAGAUAUAGUCAUUGGAAAGACAAAUCUCGAUAAAUUCGCUACAGGUCUCGUCGCUACACGCUCCCCCUAUGGAGCCUGGCGGGAGAGCUCCGGUAGUGGAGUUGCCGUUGGCCAGGGACUAGUUCCAUUUGCCCUUGGCACUGAUACCGCAGGUUCGGGGAGGGUUCCUGCUGGGUUCAACAAUGUCAUUGAACUGAAACCUACGCGAGGGGCUUUGAGUACGCAUGGUGUAGUCCCUGCGUGUAGAUCAUUGGACUGCGUUCCUAUCUUUUCCUUAACUCUAGAAGAUGCUGAGCUGCUAUUGCAACUGGCGAAGGGUUAUGAUCCUCAAGAUGCAUACUCUCGGAGCAGGCUUGACUAUAUCACUAACAAGAUCUCUCGGGGCACUCCACUUUCAAAACAAGUAAUGGCUGUUCGCUCCCAUCCAAAGUGGUUUGGUCAAUCCCAGCAUGCAGAUGCAUACUAA
Penicillium subrubescens is the source of this 783-nucleotide messenger RNA. RefSeq lists its product as uncharacterized. Bases 1 to 783 code for a protein of 260 amino acids. Gene Ontology annotation, molecular function: catalytic activity. The transcript is spliced from 3 exons. NCBI's taxonomy places the organism in Eukaryota, Fungi, Ascomycota, Eurotiomycetes, Eurotiales, Aspergillaceae. The record is from RefSeq and is a predicted model, not a curated record.